Drosophila ficusphila is the source of this 1773-nucleotide messenger RNA. RefSeq names its product transcription factor grauzone. NCBI's taxonomy places the organism in Eukaryota, Metazoa, Arthropoda, Insecta, Diptera, Drosophilidae. Gene Ontology annotation, molecular function: zinc ion binding. The transcript has 4 exons. The coding region runs from base 104 to 1729 and encodes 541 amino acids. The record is from RefSeq and is a predicted model, not a curated record. Gene Ontology annotation, cellular component: nucleus.
CGUUGAUUCUUCCCACGAUCUGGCAACUCGGCGACGAAGUCUCGUAAACUGAAUUUGCCAGGCAAUUAAUUAAAUUAAUUGGUGUGCUUGCAGUCGUAAAGCAAUGAUAUGCCGCCUCUGCCUGGACGAUGCGGAGCACAGCGUGCCAAUCUUCGACCAUGAGGACACCUCCGAUCAAUUGGCGCCCUCCAAUCUGGCGGAGCUUAUUGAGAAGCACUUGCAGCUGGUGCUCCUGCCCAACGAUGCCGUGUCCAAGUGUCUGUGUACCCAGUGUUGGCAGCAGUUGGCCGACUUUGAACAGUUCUGCUCCAUGGUAAUGAAGAAGCAGCUGGGCCUGCAGCAACUUAAGAUCGAGCCCUUUUCGGAGGACGAGGACCCGGACACCAAGGCCCAAAUUUUGUGUGAGCCUGAGAUCGACGUAAGUCCUGCUGCGGCAGACAACGAGGAGUGCAACGAGAUCGAUGGUGAUGCCAGCAGCAGCAGGAGCAGCAGCUGUCGGACAACCACACGGCAAAAGAUGCGCUUGCCUUCGCCCAUCAGGCGCAGCAUGCGGCCGCGCGCAGCCACAGCCCCCAAGAGCCGGAUCGUAAAGGCCAAGGCCAAGACGAAGCGCCACCAAACGGAGGAGGCGGACGAGGAUGAGGACGCCGAGGGCGAUCCCGAGAGCCGGAGCAGCAAUAGUCGGGAAAUGGACAGCUAUAUUGCCUUGCACGGUCGCCUGGAGUGCUGCAUGUGCGGCAGCGACGAUCAGUUCCAGAGCUUUGCCGAGAUGAAGAGGCACUUCCGCAACCAGCACCAGUCCGCCGGAUACGUUGUCUGCUGCCAGCGGCGCUACAAAAAGCGGGCCCUCUACGUGGACCACCUUCGCAUGCACAACGAUCCAGACUACUUUAGGUGCAAGAUCUGCUCCAAGCAGCUGGUCAGCCGGAUUAGCUACGAUGUGCACAUGCUGCGCUUUCACUCCAACGAGGACGAACUGAGCUUUGCUUGCGACCAGUGCUCCAAGCGGUUCUCCAAACAGUUCCUGCUCACCAUCCACUCCAGGGUACAUCAGCAGGAGCGAAAGGAGCAAUGCAAGCACUGCGACAGAUCCUUUCGAACCGCCGUGGACCUGCGACUGCACAUGCGACGCACCCAUGACCCCGCCUUCGUGCCCUUCAUCUGCGACUCAUGCGGCGCCAAGUUCAAGACGAAGCAAAACCUGCUGGUGCACAAGCGCACCGUUCACCGCGAGGGCUCCCAGCUGCCGGAGGUGCAGUGCCAGGAGUGUCAGGUGUGGCUGUCCGACGAGAACAGCCUGCGAAAGCACAUGUACAUGCACCUGGACGCCGCCUCGCUCCGCCAGUGGAGGUGCGAGCAGUGCGGUCUGGAGAAGGGCUCGCGGGCGAAGCUGGCGGCCCACAUCCGCUACCACCACCCGAAGGAGUACUACAAGUGCACGCACUGCGGCAAGGAGUUCAAGAGCAGCCGGGGCCUCGAAGAGCACACGGCCACCCACACCGGGCAGGAUCUGUACGAGUGCGCCUUCUGCGAGCGCACCUUCAAGAACUCGGGCAACAUGCACAAGCACCGCCGCCAGAUGCACGCCGCCCAGGUGGCCGCCCUGCAGCAGCAGAGGAAGGUGCGGCCCAGCAAGCGCAAGGACAAGGGCGACCUGCUGCUCGACGUCCUGGCCGCCGGCGGAAAGGAACUGGACCACGCCAUGGAUGUGGGCGUCAUGAAUGACUGAUCGAUUCCAAAAACUAAAUAAACGCAUGGGGAAUGAUAUACAAA